Molecule: messenger RNA, 2913 nt
Organism: Trypanosoma theileri
Lineage: Eukaryota; Euglenozoa; Kinetoplastea; Trypanosomatida; Trypanosomatidae
Product: AIR9 protein
Exons: 1
Coding region: 1-2913 (970 amino acids)
Cellular component (GO): plasma membrane
Molecular function (GO): protein binding
Source: RefSeq, a predicted model, not a curated record
AUGACUGCGCUUGCUGUGCGGCGUGGCGGGAGGUUCACCAGCGUCAGGCCAACAGGCUUGACCUUGAACAAAAAGGGCCUCCGCAGUGUACGAGAAGUGACAGUGGAGAACUACAGCGCGGAGUAUCUUUACCUACGUGAGAAUGACCUUACAGAGUUCGACACUGAAGCUAAUAUGGAGAAUCUCAAGGUACUUGAUUUAUCCAUCAAUGAUAUUGGUGGAUCGGUGGAUUUCUUGAGCAAGACUCCAUUUCUGCGCCAUCUCUACAUGACAGGAAAUAAGAUUGAAUCUCUACAAGGAAUUUCAAACUUUUCUUGUUUGGAAACGGUAUGCCUCAGUGACAAUGCUAUCAGCAGUUUCGAAGGUUUGGAGCGUCUCCCCAACUUGCGGGUUCUUUCUCUUAAUUUUAACAGUAUUUCAUCCUUUGAGCACUACCCCAAUCUUCCUUCAUUGCACACCCUCAAUCUUGUGGGGAACCCUGUGGCGGAAAUUCCAUCAUACCGAAGCAUGGCCAUUGCCAUCAAUAAUCCAAAUCUCGUUUCUAUAGAUGGUAAUCCUGUUCAGGGAGAAGAAAGAGCCGCUCUGGAACACUAUCAAGGAAAGAUUGUUUAUUGUAUUUGCGAAGGAUUCAUUGUUGAGGGUGAUAACGUGGAAGAAGCCGCUGAUGCGUUCCUACUUAAACUUCAACGUGUACGAGAAAAGGCCAGAUACCUACAAUUAUGUUCUAUUCGUCUUGCACCAGAGGAUGAAACUUGUAAUGUUCUUACAGAAGGUGUACCAGUUCGUUUAAGUUGCUGCAUGCAAGAUAUUCGUCCAUAUCAUCAGAGAACUGCUGAUGCAUUUCAUUCACGUUAUCUUAUGCCUGUGGUUUUUAACGUUGCAGGUGAUGCAACUGAAGUCUUUGUGGUUGGAUCCAUGAACAAUUGGACUGACCCUAUUGAACUGGAUCGCUGUGAAGAAGAUGGUAAUGUUUACUUCCACACAACUCUCUAUCUGCCAAAGGGAGAUUAUGAGUACCGAUACAUUGUCGAUGGUACUGAAAUUCUUCCUGAGACAAAUGGUGUUUUGUCAAAGCACAAACAAGGAUACUGUUACCUUCACAGGGUUACAGAAUUGGAAGAAUCCACUGAUGACAGGGAUACUAUUUUACAUAUCCGUUGGAUGAAAAGCACUCAGGGUAACCAUUAUGAAGUUAUUGAAGAUAACAAUUCACUGGUGUACACACCAACUGCAGCGGAUGUGGGUUGUUGCCUGCGUGCUGAGGUGCUUGCAUAUGUUGAUGGACUCUUCUCUUUCUUGUACUUUGACAUUUCUACUCCAAUUGUCGCCGGUCCACCUACUUGCCCUCUUCUUGAGAUUAAGGGUAACGCAGUGGAAGGUCAUGUGCUAAGGGCAGAAGCAGACUAUGUUGGUGGUCUUGAGGGUGAUUCUUCCUUAAACUGGUACCGCAUUACUCCUGAUGGCGCGGAAAUUCCUAUUGAUAUCAAUGAUCCAUGGGCUGGAUACAAAUUGACAUGUGACGAUAUUGGUUGUUGCAUCAAAGUAAAGUUCACUCCUGUUCGAAAUGAUUGGGUGGCAGGUGAACCUAAAUCUGUUGUUACAGCACCUGUGGUGGCCGGUCCUCCAGAGUGUGAGUCCAUUAAGAUCAUUGGAAGCCUUAUUCAAGAGAGUGAACUGGAAGUAGAAGUGGUAUACUCUGGUGGUGUGGAAGGAGAGAGUUACUAUCAGUGGCUUCGCAAGGAUGAUAACUCAGAAGAGUACUUCCCUAUUGAGGGUGAAAACUCCACACGAUAUGUUCCUACCCUUGAAGAUGUUGGUAAAUGUUUGGCUGUUGAAUAUACACCAGUAAACAAGGAAGGAGAAGAGGGUGAAACCUGUCGAUGUGUUUUGGAAAAGCCUAUUGAACCAUCUGCACCAGAAAUUCACAAUCUCCGAAUUGUUGGAGAAUUGGUGGAGCAACACGUCUUGACACUUGAGUACGAAUACACUGGUGGCCAUUUUGGACCACAUAUGAUUCAGUGGUUCCGUCGCGAUCGUAACAAGCGCUUAACUAAGGUUGGUCGUCCGAACAGUGCGACACUUGCUCUCACAAAGCGUGAAGUAGACUGUACGAUUGAGGUCGCAGUGACACCUGUACGGUUUGACGGUUUACAGGGACGAGCUGUAACGGCAAAGUCAGAUGGUGUUGUCUCUGCUGGUGUUCCACAAACGAACUUUGUUAACGUUGUGGGAGAACCUGUUGUUGGUAAUACCUUGGAACUUGAAGUGGAUUACUUUGGUGGAGAACCUGGAGAGCCUAUCAUUGAGUGGGCUCGUGAGGACCCAGAUACCGAGGCAUUUGAGGUUAUUGAGACAGGUGUACGCAGCUACAGAGUGCAGAAGGAGGAUCAGGGUAAGAUGAUUCGCGUUACAUAUACACCAGUGCGUAAGGAUGGUGUCCUUGGUGAAGCUAAAAGUCGCAUUGUGCAGGUACCACGAGGGGAUGCGGAUGAUGAAACUCCCUUGCCAGAACAGAGAAGCAACCGUCAUGUGGAUCCCAAUGAGAAUGCUCCAUCCAUGGAUGCAGAAAGCGACCAUCACGUGGAACAAAAUGAGAAUGAUUCAUCCAUGGAUUCAGAAAGCAGUAAGUAUGCGGUGAAACCGGCAGAGGAGACAGAUAAAGAGAAGAAGGAAGAGGAAAAGGAAGAGGAACAUGAACUUGAUCUUGAACAGGAACAAAAGAAAGAGGAGGAAACAGCAGAAGCACCAAAGACUGAAGAAGUCGUACCAGAAGUGGAGAAGAAAGAGGAGGAUAAAGAAGAAGAACAGGAGAAGAAGGAUAAGGAAACUGAAGAGGAGGGAGGAAUUCAUAUUAACUUGGUUGCUACCCAUGAUUCAGACGAAGACUCUGAAAAUGCUGAAAAGAAGAACUAA